CUUGGCUCCAGGGGCCAACGGCCGGAAUUGCACGGGAAAGGUCAGGAGCGCGAUCACCGGACACAAACGGCGGGCCGGCUAGAGCGGCUCGAACCGUGCUGCCGCUCUCGCUGUUCUGUUGCUCUCUAUGGUUAGGAACGCAAGUCCCUCCUCCGCCCGGAAACCUUUAAGUUCCUGAACGCUUGCGCAAGGCCAGGAGGUAGUUCCGGUUCCGGUGUGGCGAUAUUUCGUUCUCGGUGUUCAGUUGUUGCGGUUGGUGGGCAGUAACUGAGCGAAGAUGCUGCGGAAUCUGUUGGGCCUCCGUCAGAUUGCCCAGAGGACCAUAAGCACUGCUUCACGCAGGCAUUUUGAAAAUAAAGUUCCAGAGAAGCAAAAGCUGUUUCAGGAGGAUGAUGGAAUUCCAGUGCAUCUAAAGGGUGGGGUAGCUGAUGCCAUCCUGUAUAGACUCACCAUGGUUCUUACAGUUGGUGGAACAGCAUAUGCCAUAUAUCAGCUGGCUGUGGCUUCAUUUCCCAAGAAGCAGGAUUGACUUCAGUCAUUGCAGCAAUCACUUGGUUCAGUUUCAUUCAGCUCUUCAUGGACCAGUCAUCUGAUAAAUAACUGAGCUCUUCUUUGGGAAUCAAUAUUUAUUGACUUGUACUAACUGCCAUCAAUAAAGCAGUCUUUACCAUG
This is a messenger RNA of Microcebus murinus (gray mouse lemur), 672 nucleotides long. It is a transcript of the gene COX7A2, whose product is annotated as cytochrome c oxidase subunit 7A2. Gene Ontology annotation, cellular component: respiratory chain complex IV. Gene Ontology annotation, biological process: regulation of oxidative phosphorylation; mitochondrial respirasome assembly; mitochondrial electron transport, cytochrome c to oxygen. The record is from RefSeq and is a predicted model, not a curated record. Lineage: Eukaryota; Metazoa; Chordata; Mammalia; Primates; Cheirogaleidae.